This is a messenger RNA of Elaeis guineensis (African oil palm), 2581 nucleotides long. RefSeq lists its product as uncharacterized. Gene Ontology annotation, molecular function: protein kinase activity; protein binding; ATP binding. Lineage: Eukaryota; Viridiplantae; Streptophyta; Magnoliopsida; Arecales; Arecaceae. The record is from RefSeq and is a predicted model, not a curated record. Gene Ontology annotation, biological process: protein phosphorylation.
GCCAACCUUCUCGAUGAUCCGUGCUUCUCCGCUCUUCCUUCUUGGUUUGUCAAAAAACUUACUCUCAGGAAGCAUCCCUCCAUCAAUGGGAAACCUCUCCUCACUCCAGUAUCUUUACCUUGCUGAAAACAACUUGGAGGGAAGUAUUCCAGAAAGCUUAGGCAAGAUUCCGGGCUUAGAAGUGAUCGACCUAUCCAUAAACAACUUGUCCGGAAGAAUGCCACCACCACUUUACAACCUCUCGUCACUCGCUUAUUUGGGUGUGGGCGGGAACCGGCUCUUCGGGACCCUUCCACCAGACUUAGGCGUCACGCUUCCAAACCUUCAAUCUCUGGUCAUGCAAUCCAACCUAUUUCAUGGGCCUAUCCCAGCUUCAUUAUACAAUGCUUCAAAGAUUCAAAUGCUCGAUCUAGCCAUGAACUCGUUCAAAGGGUUACUGUCCCCCAGUGUAGGAUCCCUGAAAAAUCUAGUCGAGCUAAAUCUUGGGAGCAAUCAGCUCCAAGCCAACGUUCGGAGCGUCCUCUAUUCUUUGACCAAUUGCACCCUUCUAGAGAGGUUGUAUCUCCAACACAAUAAGCUUGAGGGCACCCUCCAGGUGUCAAUAGGCAAUCUCUCCACAAAGCUUGAGAACUUGUUGAUAGGAGGUAACCAAAUAUCUGGAACCGUCCCACUUGAGAUUGGGAAACUUGUCAGCCUUACCGUUUUGUUUAUGAAUAAAAAUCUUUUUACAGGUAGUGUCCCUCCUACCAUCGGAAGGCUUCAGAACUUAAUUCAACUAGACAUAUCUGGAAACAAAUUUUCAGGCCCCAUCCCAUCUUCUAUAGGAAAUCUCACCCAAUUAAAUGAGCUUUACAUGCAAGACAACGAACUGAGCAGCAAUAUCCCUGCAAGCGCCGGAGAAUGUAGAAAUUUGAAUAUAUUAAACCUUUCGAAUAAUGCACUUGUUGGACCCAUACCAAAGGAACUUGUUGCUCUCUCCUCACUAGCACGAGCCCUGGAUCUAUCGUAUAAUAAUCUCUCUGGGCCAAUUCCCAUGGAAGUGGGUAGCUUGAUCAACCUCGACUGUUUAAAUGUCUCCAAUAACCGGUUGUCAGGCGAAAUUCCUAGCAUUCUCGGUGCUUGUCAGCAUUUGGAAUACCUCCACUUGGAAGGCAACUUCUUUCGUGGAAGCAUUCCACAAUCCUUCAUUAGCUUGAGAGGUGUCAAGGAGCUGGAUCUUUCUCGAAACAACUUGUCUGGGCGAAUUCCAGAAUUCUUUGGGUCCUUUAGUUCUUUGCAGUAUCUAAAUUUGUCGUUCAAUGACCUUGAAGGCGAAGUGCCUAAGGAUGGUGUCUUUGGCAAUUCCAGUGAAACUUUUGUCCUUGGGAACAAGAGGCUUUGUGGAGGCGAUCCAAAGUUGCAACUACCACCAUGCUCAAUCGAAGCCUCCAAAAGAAACAUAUUCAAGAAAAUUAUCAUAAUCGCAAGUGUUGCAGCAAUCUUAUUCUUGUGUUUCCUGGUAAUUCUUUUGCAACUGAGGAAGGGACGGGAAAAAUCUCCAUCUGUGCCCUCCCUGGAAGACAAGUACAGAAUGAUAUCUUAUACUGAUAUCCUCAAAGCUACUGAUGGAUUCUCUUCAGCCAAUUUGGUGGGUACCGGAAGUUCUGGUUUUGUAUAUAAAGGGAAAUUGGAUGGUGAGGAGAAGUUCGUUGCUGUGAAGGUAUUUAACAUCCAACAAGUUGGAGCUCUGGAGAGUUUUAAAACCGAAUGUGAAAUCAUAAGAAAUGUUCGUCAUUAUAAUCUUGUCAAAAUCAUCACUUCAUGCUCAAGUAUGGAUUCUUCUGGUAAUGAUUUCAAAGCUCUAAUCUUCGAGUACAUGCCUAAUGGGAGUUUGGAAGAGUGGUUGCAUCCUAGAGCUCAGGAGUGUGAUCAGACAAGAAACCUAAACCUGACUCAGAGGUUGAACAUUGCCCUUGAUGUGGCUUCUGCGCUAUGUUAUCUACAUCACAACAUUGAAGUGCCAGCGAUUCACUGUGAUCUAAAGCCAAGCAACGUUCUUCUUGACAAUGACAUGACCGCCCAUGUGGGUGAUUUUGGGCUUGCAAGGUUCCUCUCUACUUCCGGCUCUACAACGUCCGAAAAGUCAACAAGCUUAGUGGGGAUAAAAGGAACGAUUGGAUAUGUUGCACCAGAAUAUGCAAUGGGUAGCCAAAUAUCCACACAAGGAGAUGUGUAUAGCUAUGGAAUACUAUUGUUGGAGAUGCUUACAGGAAAGAAGCCUACAAAUAACAUGUUUAAGGAUGGCUUAAACCUUCAUAAAUUUGUCGAUAUGGCUUUCCCAGAAAGUGUCAUGGAGAUUUUGGAUCCACAAAUUUUGCAAAAUGAGAGUGAAGAAGUUGAUGGCAAUAUUAGAAAUGAUAAUUUUAGUAGGAUGCAAUUGAGGAGAUGCAUAAUUUCAUUGAUUAGAAUUGGUCUCUUGUGCUCCAAGGAAUCACCAAAUGAACGACCAAGAAUGAGAGAUGUCACCACCAAGGUUCGUGUGGUCAAAGAAAUGUCAUCAAUAGUUGAAAUUAAUGAAGAGGGAGCAAAUUUGCCAGAAUGA